Magallana angulata is the source of this 1877-nucleotide messenger RNA. RefSeq lists its product as uncharacterized. The transcript has 12 exons. The record is from RefSeq and is a predicted model, not a curated record. The coding region runs from base 92 to 1537 and encodes 481 amino acids. NCBI's taxonomy places the organism in Eukaryota, Metazoa, Mollusca, Bivalvia, Ostreida, Ostreidae.
UAAUUGACGUAUGUGACCCAAAGGAUCGUAGGUCACGUGAUAAGAGAAACGAUAAUUGGGUUACCGUGGCCACGAGAAAAUAAGAGACGACAUGAUUUCACAGAAUUACAGGCUAGAGCUUACCUUCUUCUUGACAUCAGUAGCGAUAUACGGUGUGAAUGCUGGACAGACGUGCCUCUCCUGUAAGGGUAUCCCAGAACCCACGGAGUGCUCCUUUGUGACCGAAUGCGGAAGUCAUGAGCAAUGUUAUGUCCAGAAGUAUGUGAAUGCAGCCGGUCACGUGAUGUAUGACCUUGGAUGCGCGGACCAUUAUGUCUGCGGUGAGUUUCCUCGAAACCGACAACUUCAAAGAGUUUUAGGGAAACAAAACGCUAUUGUUUGCGAGGCUUGUUGUAAUAGUACGAAGAUCUGCAACAACAGAAAUCUGUGUGGGAGUCAAGUGUUGCCCGACUCCUCGGGGACCAUCUGUUACGCCUGUGACUACCAGACUCACCCGGAGUCGUGUGAUCAGAUAACUCUCUGCUCCAUAGACAGGGCCUGUUACAUUGGCAUAUCACGUGACGAAACCACAAUGCUCUACCAUUACGUCACUGGGUGUGCUCUUAAGGAAACGAAAUGCUGGACGCUGGAGCAAUAUCCGGACAAUCCCUACUGCUCCCGCUGUUGUGAAGGUGACCUUUGUAAUGACCGUUGUCAUAGCAACUUCACAAAUGAUAAACUGUGCCUUGAUCGCAAUCCUUUUUGUCCUCUGCUGCAGGAUAAAUGUCACUCGGUGUCAGAGGUCAGGCUGGCGUGUCCCGGCACUUGUUCCUUAUGUCAAGAACACAACUUGUCAACUCCUCAUACAUAUAACGUUACAGCAGGAUAUCAAAACCACACAUCUUCGACAACAAAAACAACAACAUCACCAUCCCUAACAACAACAACAAAAACAUCAACAACAACAGACUCUCCACCAACAGCAAUGAGAUCAACAUCUACCUCUUUACCAUCCUCAACAUCAUCACUUUCGAUGUCGUCAUCAUCAUCAUCAUCAUCAUCAUCAUCAUCAUCAUCAUCAUCAUCAUCAUCAACAAAGUCGACGACGACAAGUGUAUUGAACAACCAGACCUCGACUUCACCGAUUUCCUUCGCCUCGCAUUCUCCAACGAUUCAAAGCAGUGUUACUUCCGGACAACACAAUACAGAUAGUGCGGGAAACUCUACAGUGUCCUCAGUACAAACAGAUCGCACUGUACAUACCAACAACCUAACAACAUUGUCAACUCCAGCGUCUUUUCCGACAACAUCCGACGCCUGUAUCGAUGCCAAGAAUAUCGAUUGCAAGCAUUACGACUUAUUUAAAAUUUGUAACCAGACGAGCAUUUACUAUGGAUUUGCGCAGACCCACUGCCCUCUAACCUGUGGCAUAUGUCAUCCAGUGGGAUGUAAGGAUACGAUACCAAACUGCGACGAAUAUGAGGACGGUUUUUGCACGAAUCACGACUACGCCAACUUCGUCUUUCUAGCCUGUAAACGGUACUGCAACAGGUGCUAGUGUGAAACCGUCCCUCUGAAUAAAACCGGAAGUGACGCAGGCUUCGCUGUAAUGUUUGCCUCCCUAGUUAACUUUCCUGCAGGAAAUUGUUUUCACGGCGUUGUGUUUUUGUUUUUUUUUUUUUAUCGUUUGAAAAUACAUGUACAUGUGGAACUGACGAUACACUAUAUUCAAAUAUAAAAUAGUCUGUUGUGUUUCAUUAGUGAAGGCUUCCAUACGCAUUGAUUGUAUAUACAGUUAUUUACGAUUAUUUUAUAGUAUCAUAAUUGUCUAGAUAUAUUUGUUAUUUUCAUUAACAUGCAUAAAUAAGUAAGGAAUUUGAGAGAGAGAGAGAGAGAGA